AUGUCGAAGCGAACAAAAAUUGAGGGCAAACCAUUCGAAAUUGAAGACGAAUCAAGGAUAACCCGCUCCCAAUCUCGUCAAAAAUCGCAAUUUCAACCUCCCGAGCGGAAGGUUGUACAAAAAAAGCUCCAAUUUCAGAAAAUGGAGGCUCCGAAUCGUGGCAAAAAUUCUAUUCCGAAGGCCGCGGACGGUGAGUCGAACGUCGGCGACGAUUUUGUCUCCGAACUGUUUAUUGGAAGUGUUUCUUGGGAGAGGAUGAAGGAAUGGGAGUUGCUCAUACCCAAUCCAAGAACGAAGCACAUCAAAAUUCUAAAUAGCAACGACAACAGCAAAGAAGAUUCCACAAUAAGCCAGAUUAAAGAAUUAUUGACCGAGGGCCAACUCGAGAUGUUUAAGAAAACUGUGUUCGGCAAAUUCCUGGACAUACCUCACUGUAAAAUCCAGACUCAGCUAGUAAAUUUGAUUUUGUUACGUGAGGUACAUCAACGUAAGUCUGACGAGGUGUGGGUGAAUUUUGGUGGGAAGAUGCUCUGUUUCGGCAUAGAAGAGUUUGCGUUGAUAUCAGGAAUGCCAUGCAUUGUAUCCAGCGAGAAAUUAACCUUCCCCACAGUGACUGGCGGUCUCUACGACACAUACUUCUCCAGGUUUCGAUUGAGUAGGCAAGAGAUACGAAGUCAAUUCAUCUAUAAGGUCUGGAAGAACGAUGAAGACGCCGUGAAGUUUGCAAAGCUACACUUGUUAGCAAAUUUUUUACUUGGGGCCCAGGACACACUAUUGCUUGACAGACGCUAUCUCGACAUAAUUGAUAGCGAUGAGUGUGAGGAGUAUGCAUGGGGGAAAGAGGUUUUCGAAUUCACUGUUCAUUAUUUGAAGAAGACGUUGCCCAAUCGGCAGAAGAUGCAUACGAAAGGAGACAAAGAAAAGAGUGAAUAUCUAUUCAGAUGCUAUGGAUUUAUCCUAGCAUUACAAAUCUGGUUUUAUGAGAUCUGCGACACAGCUAAUGGUCUCAUUUGCAGACGCACUGUCGGUGAAGAUGUGCCUCGUAUGUUGAGGUGGGAGGUUAAGGAAACCCACAACAGAUCGAAACUUCAGAGACAUUUCAUGAACUUGCCACAUGACAAGAAAUCCAGUCUUAAUUUGAAUGGGUUCUUCAAGAAAAGAAACGAAUUUCUGGUAGAUGACGAUUCAUCACCGAAUGCUCCAACGCACAGCCAAUCAGGGAUCUUGAACAGAUUGGAUGAGUUGGGAAGAAAGCAGACAGAAAUGGCCAAUGAUCUUCAAGCGCUGAAGAAGCUGUUUCAAGAUUUCUCUGUCACUGUUUUGCAACGAUUGGAUCAGUUUGGUGGAAAUCUUGUUGCACCAUCACAUGAUCAAUUUGUAUCCGACGGUCCGAACAAUGACCAGGGCGUUGCCAAUGCAGGCCAUCCUCAGUCAAAGGAAGUCGAUGACCCAGUUGGACGAGAUACCGACUUGGAAAAUGAUCCAAACCUAACUGAUGAAGCAUUCAACCAGAAUGCUAUGAAGGGCAAGACUGAUGAAGCAAUCAACCAGAAUGCUAUGAACGGCACAUCCCACGACGUUGCUAUGAACCAAUGUGAUGGUGAUGAUGACAUCUUCUCUCCCAUGAAUACUCAAUUUUUUGCCGAAAUUGAUAAGGCCACUGAAGGAAUAACAAAAAGUCGAUCUACUGGCAAGGGAAAGGAAGUUGCAGGCUAUGGCCUUUCACUGAAUGAACGCAUAGGUCUCAUAUCCGAACCGAUCAUUGUGUCUCAACCAUCAUUUGACGCAAUAACGAAAGAUCUACUUCCAACACAACCUUCAAGAGAUGUGAACCAUACUAGUGUUAGUGAAAAAGGGGAAGUCCCCGUUCAAACAACUAAUAAUGAACCCAACGAUGUUUUAGGUGUGGCCAUACUUGCUAAGCCUAUGAAACCACCUGUGUUAAAUCCUGUUAUAGCCACUUCAUAUAAACGGAAUGUGAUUAAAAAUUCAAGUCCAUUCAAUGUUCCGUUCUGGACGAAUAUAUUUGAAGUUGACACAGAGGAUUUCAUGAGGUGGCUAAGAAUGGGUACGCUUCAGACUUAUCGAAAGAUCCGUGAACACGAAUUCAGGCCGCUGAAGCCGCCAUUCGACUUCAAUGUUCACCAUAUCACUGAUAAGAAUUGGUUUAUGACUCUGGUUGAACCUGGUUCCUUCCUUGAUGACACUCAUAUGGAUGUUUUAUUCUACUAUCUGAGGAAGCGUAGAGCAUAUGGUUCUAACAACAUCGUACGGUACACCACCACCGACGUUCUCUUUCAUCAGAGAAUCAAAUCUCUGUUUGACUUAUAUGUCUCGAGAGGGUACGAUACGGGUGUGUGUUCUUUGGACAACAUUGUUGUUGAUUACAUAAUGGGAUACAAGAUAAUUUGUGGAGAGUCGUGGUUUAAUGUUGAUCAUAUCCUCUUUCCAAUUCAUAUUGAUUUGAACGGUGUUGGCCACUGGGUACUGGGACGAUUAUCCAUUGGUGAGAGGAGGCUCGUUGUAUACAAUUCUUUGCGAUCUGAAGAGUUUGACAAGAUUGUCUACGACGGUGUUCGGUGCUAUUCUACUCUCAUUCCUAUUUUCCUCGGUAUGGUUCAUUUCUACUCCAAAAGGACCGACAUCAACAGUGUGGGAGAAGCAUUCGAUGGAAAAGGGGUGAAUGAUCCACUUGAUGUUAUUAUGGCUGAAAAUCUUCCCGAGCAGGAGCAAGGUGACUGCGGAAUAUUUGUUGCCUCAUUUGCCGAAUACUUCAUCACUAAGUUUGAUCUCCCGACCAACUAUCUUCCCGACACGGAGAGGAUGAGGUACGCAUACGAGCUAUACCAACAUGGUCGUAUGAAGCAAAAAUAUUCGUGUGAGAGCGAUGAUGAAUCCCCUGGGACGCUUGAUGAUAUACAACGUGCAAAGCUCGCAUCAGUUAGUUAG
This is a messenger RNA of Striga asiatica, 2949 nucleotides long. NCBI's taxonomy places the organism in Eukaryota, Viridiplantae, Streptophyta, Magnoliopsida, Lamiales, Orobanchaceae. The record is from the annotation of a GenBank genome assembly.